AGUAUUUGUUACAUAUCUGUGCUGUGAGCAUGUAUUAUAGUUAGGUGAAUUGAGUAAUGUUUUAAUUGUUUAAAUAUUCAGAGAUUAAACACUAAAACAUUGGAUACAAACACAAUGGAGUACGCAUACUAUAGGAUAUAUGCGUAUAUAUUAACAAUAACAAUGCACAUCGGGAAUCUAGUUUAUUUGGCUGUUUUUAUACAGCCACAUAUGAUAAAUCCAGAUCUACUGAUAUUAAAGAACCUACAACCUAGAUUUUUUACUAUAUGGACUGUGAUAAUACAAAUGUUCUACGCGUUGACGUGCCUUAUUUUUGAUGUGUGGGAGUUAAAAAACCGCGAGAGGAAAGGAUACCAACUGUCAAAAUACCUUAGAGGCUUCAGAGAUACAUUAUUUGCUAGUGUGUUGUGGCCUGCAUGCUGGGUUGUAUCAAUCGUGUUCUGGUCACUAAGUCUAUACGACAAAGCGUUAAUAUUCCCAAACAACACAGACAAACUCUUGAAUCCGAUAUCAAACCACAUUAUGCACACAGUUAUAAUACCUUUGGCUGUGUGGGAACUCACGUACAGGCGUAGGAUACAGCCACGCACACAUAGGAAGUAUUUCUAUCACAUGGUCUUCUUCUUCGCGUUGUAUUUCGUUGUUAUCACAUACACAUACUUUGAAAGAGGCAUAUGGAUCUAUCCCGUUUUCUCAAAAUUCUACGGGACUCUAUACUUCCCGCUCAUCCACACGGCGAUAAGCGGGAUAGCACUAUCCGCGUAUUUCUUGCAAUGGCCGCUGACAGACUACAUUUGGCGGGAAAGCAGAACUGUCAAAAAAGUCUCGUAAAUGUGAAAUAGAAAAAUAAAUAAGAUACUUUUUAUAGUU
Molecule: messenger RNA, 870 nt
Organism: Zerene cesonia (dogface butterfly)
Lineage: Eukaryota; Metazoa; Arthropoda; Insecta; Lepidoptera; Pieridae
Product: androgen-dependent TFPI-regulating protein-like
Exons: 5
Coding region: 115-831 (238 amino acids)
Cellular component (GO): endomembrane system; membrane
Source: RefSeq, a predicted model, not a curated record